AUGUAUAAGAAAGAGGUGUUCCGAAAACGGUCAAGUGACUAUUAGUAACAUGCCUUGGAAUAGCUGUGAUCUUUUGGAUUAUGUUUGGGGAUAAAACAAUACCAAUGUUUUUCGUGUUUCCUAUCACAACUGAGUAGUCCGUGAUUCAGACAGUGUCUGAUUUACAGAGUAAGAAAUAAGUGGAUAGUUCAGUGAUGUUGGAUUAAACUGAAGAUAAACGACCAUGACCAUGUCUGCUUACUGGGAAACUCUACCGGAAGUUGUACUUGGCAAGGUGUUCAGAGACUUGGAUGUUGUUGGUAAAAUCGCAGUACGGUCCACGUGCUUGAACUGGCAACGUGCGUCUUCUCGACCGGAAGUCUGGAAAUGUUUUUCAUAUUCUGAGAAGAAUGUAUGGGAAUCGUUGUUUCCGUUAGGUAUGCCUGCAUCUAUAGAGGAUUUUGAAAGUUAUCGGAAGUUUCAUGAAGAGUUGUUGUUCUGUGUCCGCAUAUUUGGAGAAUUCUUCAAAAACGUUGAACUGGAACUAAAGGGUACCCAAUCAUGGGAAGUGUUUGAGUGUCUGUCAAAAGUGAGCCACAGAGUUGAUUCUUUUACGCUUCUGAAACGGAUUGAAGGGGAGACAUUUUCAGUUCCCCUGAAAACAGCCAUUUUUGAAUUCUGUAAAAGAAAUGUGAAAAUUACAAACGUGCAUAUAGAUGAUCUGAACUUUCAGGGACAGAAGAACGAAGCCCUUCCUCUUGGUUUGAUACAUUCCACCUGUUUACAAAAGCUGCGGGUCGUCAACUCAUUCAAAGGUUGUUCAUUGAGCAAUUUAAUGUAUUUAGUGAAUUUGAAGGAACUUACAAUUAAUCCUAACCAGAUGAAUUUCAGUUUGUUAAAACAUUUAGCUGGGUGCUCGCUACGACACCUACACAUUGUGGCCAACUACAAAACUAAAGACUUCUACAACGAGGCGUUGAGCGACUUCCACUGGAAGGAGAUACGGAAAUGCGGGCCAAACCUCCGCGUCGACUGCCGACUGGCUGUCUUACACGAGUGGACGGAGAAGGAGGUGCUGUUGAAGGCGAACAUGCCAUUAGCAUCACUUGUGUACCGGAAGAACCGUUGGGUGAAGUGCUGGUCGGAGCUUAGUCGUAUACUCGGUAACUAUAGGGAGACAUUGGAGGAACUGGUGGAUUUCAGUUUAAGCGAACGCGUGUACAGGCCCUCGGAACACAUGGAAUAUUCUGACAGGAUUGAUGAACAUAUCUUAGACAUCGUCAGAUGCUGUCCAAAGCUUUCCACAUUCACGGUCAAAGAAACACUCUCAAGUGCAACCAUUCUUCUCAUUGCUUUUCAGAAAAGAAAUUUUCCAAAUUUAUUCAUUCGAGAGGAUAUGGUAACAUACCUAAAUGAUCUACCUGACGAUAUAACGGAAGAUAUGGACGCCAAGAAUUUCGUCGACAACAACUGGCAGAGAGGGAUGUUCUGUCGAGCAAUGUCUUGCCUACUUGGCCGGGAGUGGCGCCCGCUUGACAAAGAAGAGUAUUACCAAUUGGUCCAGGAAAAAUACAGCGAAUUGUUUUGAUUCCCAAGUUUUCAUACUAUUUAAGAAAUUGUUGUAUAUUUUCUCACAAUGUUCCCAACAAUGGUUAACCAACCUCACGUCAUUGUUAUUCAAACAAAAAUGCAGCAUUGCAUUCAUUGUCCUUCAUUUUAUCUCGGCAUAGUUGACAAUCCUUAUGAGGUGAUCAGAUUUAUUACCAUGCUUUUGUGAUCCUUAUAAGUAUAUUCAUUUUAAAAUUCGAUGAGAAAUUCGAAAUGAGGAUCUCCAUCAUGCAUUGAUUCCAUUGGCUCGUUGACUGAAACUUGAUGUUUGUUGAUCGCGUAUGCCACACCGUGGCAUCCGUCGUCCGUCAACAAUUGACUUCUUCAUUACCGCUGAUUGAAAUUUGACCAAAAUUGAUCAGAAGCAUCCUUAUGGGGUGUGGACUCAAAAUUGUACAACUGAUGA
Messenger RNA from Pecten maximus, 1993 nucleotides. RefSeq lists its product as uncharacterized. Gene Ontology annotation, molecular function: protein binding. The record is from RefSeq and is a predicted model, not a curated record. Bases 224 to 1567 code for a protein of 447 amino acids. Lineage: Eukaryota; Metazoa; Mollusca; Bivalvia; Pectinida; Pectinidae. The transcript has 2 exons.